Molecule: messenger RNA, 957 nt
Organism: Adineta ricciae
Lineage: Eukaryota; Metazoa; Rotifera; Eurotatoria; Adinetida; Adinetidae
Source: the annotation of a GenBank genome assembly
AUGGAGAUAACAAUAAGAUUAUCAGAAAAGGAACAGUUCGAUUUGAACCCAAUCUCUAAUUACACAACGAUGGGUAAUAUCGAUAGUCGCAACGAACGAUUCUAUAACCUUUGCGGUUUGGGUAAAGCUCGCCUAAUCGAGAAAAUGCUUGAAAACGAUCGAAUCCUAAAAACUAUAAAUAUCGAUUGGAUCUCAUUCGAAAGUCAAUCGACACCUCUACUAAUAGCGUCCGCGAAUGGUCAUGAUCUCGUAGUUGAUAUUCUCUUGCGCAAUAAUGCCAAGCUAACGAUAAAAGACGCCCGACAAGCAACACCUUUGCACCACGCUGCUCAGCGCGAUUAUACAACAAUAGCGAAAAAACUUCUCCAUGCUGGAAGUGAUGUCAACGCUCGCGACAAACUUGGUUGGACACCAUUGAUGAAAGCUUGUUAUUUUUGUAGUCCGGAUAUUAUUGUAACUUUGAUCGAAGCUGGCGCUGAAAUCGAUGCUCAGACUGAACAAGGUCGAACAGCAUUACAUGAAUUAUGUCGAUCGCCAACAUUGAACAAUGAAACAUUAUUAGCAGAAAUUGCUUGUAUUUUAAUCGACGCGGAUAACAUGACAAAGAGCUCGAUCUAUGCAAACGUUUUCGUUCUAGCUGCGUACCAUAAUCAUCCAAGUGUGGUUCUAGUUCUUCUCGAAUCGCACAGUUUUAUCAAUCAUACUGAUCAGCAAGGUUGGACAGCACUUCACUGGGCUAUCGAUCGUGACCAUGUGGAUGUCGUUCAAUUGUUGAUUGACAAAGGCAUUCGGACCGAUAUUCGCAGUCAUCGCGGAGAACUGGCGAUCUCGCGUGUUAAAUCCUGCCGCAUUCAUGAUAUUAUGAAACAUAUCAAACGGCAAUCGUUAUCUCUAGCAGACAAAUCUUCGAUGCAGGUCACGUCGAGUAUCUCGAUGAUCGAUCUGGAGAAAAUCUAA